Seriola dumerili (greater amberjack) is the source of this 2011-nucleotide messenger RNA. It is a transcript of the gene ftcdnl1, whose product is annotated as formimidoyltransferase-cyclodeaminase-like. The transcript has 6 exons. NCBI's taxonomy places the organism in Eukaryota, Metazoa, Chordata, Actinopteri, Carangiformes, Carangidae. The record is from RefSeq and is a predicted model, not a curated record. Bases 89 to 1081 code for a protein of 330 amino acids. Gene Ontology annotation, molecular function: folic acid binding; transferase activity.
GUUUGUAGCAACUGCAUUAAUGUUAGUGCUCUGUUGGUGUUGAGUCAGAGGAAUCACUACCAGAGAAUGCUCCACACAUGUCAGUAACAUGGCCUCCAGUUCCUUGGGCAGACGACUGGUGGCUUGUCUCCUCAAUGUUUCUGAGGCUCGCAGGAAAGAGCUGGUGGAGACUGUGGCCAAAGCGGCUUUAUACAACACCGAAGGUGUUAGACGAGAGGGGACCACAGUGCUGAACAUCUUUAACGAUCAUGACUAUAACCGCUCUGUGAUAACCAUUGUGGCCAGCAUCGACUCUAUCAGGGAGGCGGUUCUGUCGGCCUGUGAGAAAGCCUGUGGGCUGAUUGACAUGUGUGCUCACACGGGGGUCCACCCAUGUAUGGGUGCCGUCGAUCUCAUACCCAUCUACCCCCUGGGGGAGGAAGUGCGAGUGGAGGACUGUGCUAAAGAGGCUCGGGCUGUGGCUCAGGGACUUACAGAGAGGGUCCAGGGCACCAGUGCCUUCCUGUUUGGCUGGGCAGAUUCCCCCCUUCAACGGGGGCUGGCGCAGAGAAGGAAGGAGAUGGGCUGGUUCAAGAAGACGCCAGACUUGCAGGCGAUCAGGCCCGACCUGGGGCCACAGCCGCAGAGACGAUUCGGCCUCACAGGUGUUGGGGCCAGUCCAUACGUCAUGAACUGCAACGUCACUAUCAACACCCAGGACAUCGCCAUGGGACACAGCAUCGCCACAACCAUUAGAGAGUCGACCCCUGGGGGCCUACCAGGAGUGCAGGUGCUGGCUUUGCCACAUGAGGGUGCUGUGGAAAUUGCCUGUAAUGUGGAAAGUGUGAAGGGGAGCACGCCUAGUCACUUGACUGCAGGUGAACCCUGGCCGUCUUUCAGCAUCGACGGACAGCUGUACUGUCACGCUCCAGCUUCCCUCAUCACAGCGAGGGUUGCAGAGCUGGCAGGAAGGAAGGGGGUUGGCACGAAGGGCAUGGCAUUGGUGGGGUUCACUCCCCGUGAGUGCAGGGGCUUAGCAGAGUUAGCACUGUCUGAAGGGAUUGCGGAGUUCUGGAAAGAGCAGCGCAGGAUCCGUAUGUGAAAACUAAUCGUUGCCUAAACCAGUAAAACCUCAAACAAUCUUGGUUCAAUGUCACUUUAAUUAUCAUGACAAUGGAUCAUCUGUUAAACACCUCUGUUACCGUUGGUGCAUCUGUCAAGCUUUUCCAGGUCGCUAGCUAAUUUCAUCAGCUGUAGUUAUCUAGAGUUAGCUAAUUAACUAACAACACGACUGACCAGUUUGGUUGAAACUUAUAGCUGAAUCGGUAAUGUUUCCAGCUGACUUGUAGUAAAACAAGAAGCCAUUAAAAGGGUCUUAAAUAUGCACAUGAUGGCUACAUACGUAAUAUGCUCAUAAAAUGCUAUUAAGGCUCAAGCUGCACGCCCCAGACAUGCUCACACGGGGUAUCACUAGUUAACCUUAGUAUAAUACAGUAUUAUAGAUACAAAAUGUAAUUAAAGCACAUUCAUUUUAACAUAACCUUGAUUUUGUUGAGUCCUAAUUUAACGUUUAAUCCCACAAAAUAAUCUAGUUAGCUAACACUAUGCUCUGUGGUUUUGGAAGUCAUGCUAGGGUAGUGUCGUAGCUAGUUAACCAAGCAUGCUAAUAUUUGAAGCAUAUGUUAAAGCAGAUAAACACACCGCUGAAUCCAUCAAUAAUUUGCUCUUGUAUUUUUUGGUUUUGGACAGGAAAAUGAAAAGUCUCACCAACCUCUAAACACCAAACUUGGUUUUACUACAGGUACAUGGUACAGGUACACUACUUAAGCAUAGUGAAAAAUCCAAAGCGGUUGGCAAAUGGUCAAUUUAACUGUCUGAGUGUAAUGCUCAUUUAAUUGUUUACAGCAAUGUAAAUGCACUAAUUGUUUUAACUGAAACUUUAUUUACUCAAAGCUUAAUACUGUUGUAACAGUAAAUUAGAUUACAAAUAAGUAUAGAGAAUGAUAUACUUGCUGAUGAGCAGUUGUCUUUG